AUGUCUUACGGACUUAUCCACAGCUGCGUGAAGGAGUGGGUGCUCAACAACUACGGAAAGGACAAAUGGAAGGAUAUAUUGGAUAUAUCGGGCGCUGACGACGAACAGACGUUCCUGAACUUCCAGUGCUAUCCCGACAAGGCGACACUGGACUUCAUCGUCAUCGUCGUCAAGCAUCUCGAAAUCAGUCUCGAGUAUUUCCUCGAGGGGGUCGGCAUGCACUUUGUUGACUUCACCAUCGAGAAGGGGUACGGCGAGAUGCUGCACACGCUGGGCAGGACGUUUCACGCCUUCCUGGACAACCUCGACUAUCUGCACUGUUACCUGAUGACGACAGCGUUCCCCGGCAUCGUCAUGCCGUCGUUCGCCUGUACGGAGGACGAUGAAGACCCAGACGUGCUCUUCGUGGACUACUACUCACGGAGAGAGGGAUUGGAGGCGCUGGCUAUAGGGGCGCUAAGAGGCUGUGCAAAGAAUUUCUACAACCUGUCCGUCCGGUUUGAAGUGAUGUGGACAAAGGCGGAGAAAAUAAACGAAACAGAGGUGGUGAAUCACGUGCGGUUCAAGGUGACCCAGGUGGGCCAGAUUGACUCUCCGACCCUGGACCUGGUGACGAUGGAGCGAGCCAAGUCGGCCCAUGACGAAGUGACGUCAUUCCCGGCCGUCGAUCAGCUGCUGGAGCUGGUCUGGCGUACACCCACCUUCAACUACGAGAACGUCGAGCGCUUCAAGAACCUGGUGUUCCAGUUCGCCGUUGAACCAAGGCGCACUGCAGCCGCGCUGGAGCGGGAGAAGGACAAGACGGACCGGCUGCUUCACAGCAUGCUGCCGCCCGAGGUGGCGCACAAGCUGAAGAGCGGCGAUCGUGUGCAGAGGAGAGCUUCGACAGCGCCACCGGUGGGUGAGCUGAGCUUGCUCUUCAGCGACAUCGUCACCUUCACCGUCAUCGCCUCACGCUGCCAGCCCCACCAGAUCGUCCAGCUGCUCAACGAGAUGUACACUCGGUUCGACGACGCUACAGAGAGCAACGGCGUGUACAAGGUGGAGACCAUCGGAGACGCGUACAUGGUGGUGGGCGGCAUACCGAGCCGCGUGCCCGACCACGCCACGCGUGUGGUCAGCCAGGCCAUCGAUAUGGUGCGGCUGGCCCAGGAGGUGGCCCAUCCGAUCACGGGGGCGCCGGUCCAGAUCCGGGUCGGCAUCCACACAGGUCCGGCCGUGGCCGGUGUGGUGGGUCAGAAGAUGCCCCGCUACUGCCUGUUCGGCGACACAGUCAACGUCGCCAGCCGGAUGGAGUCGCACGGCGUACCCGGCCGCAUCCACCUCAGCGCCGACUGCAAACGGAAGCUGGACGAGGAGAGGGGUCCGUUCGCCGUGGAGCCACGAGGCGGCAUUGAGAUCAAGGGCAAAGGCCACAUGGAAACCUUUUUCGUCGCCUCUGUGGGCAACUCGGAGGCCGGAGGCGAGCCAGAGGGCGGCACGAGCGCCUCGAACGGCGCGGCCGGCGGCAGUGUCCGCCAGAAGGAGAGCAGCGUCUGCCGCCUCCAGUAG
This is a messenger RNA of Pollicipes pollicipes, 1551 nucleotides long. Its product is annotated as soluble guanylate cyclase gcy-35-like. Gene Ontology annotation, cellular component: guanylate cyclase complex, soluble. Gene Ontology annotation, biological process: cGMP biosynthetic process; response to oxygen levels. Gene Ontology annotation, molecular function: guanylate cyclase activity; heme binding. The coding region runs from base 1 to 1551 and encodes 516 amino acids. The transcript has 13 exons. The record is from RefSeq and is a predicted model, not a curated record. NCBI's taxonomy places the organism in Eukaryota, Metazoa, Arthropoda, Thecostraca, Pollicipedomorpha, Pollicipedidae.